ACGGAAGAGAAGCGGCCAAGCGGGAGUAAGCGUCUGAGCGACAAAGUCGACCGAGUGACCCAGCGGCGACGCCUCUUUCGCUGCCAUCCCGCCACCGCGCCCCGCCUCCAGGUCCAGCCGUCCAGUGUUCCAGGCCCUCUGCAACUCUGCGUCUCUGCACUCUCCGGCGCUGCGCCACUGCGGCUCGCCAGCCGUCUAGGCCUUCAGCACCUCUGCGGCUCUACGUCUCUUCAGUCUUCCCCUCACGGCCUCACUGCCUCGUUAUCCGUUACUCGGUAACCCGUAUUCUGAGCAUUGGAAGUGUAAAGUAUAAUUAAUGGCUAUUCCGAAAGAACUGUAUCCAUCAGAGAAUGACCUCCCCUACGAGGAAGAGCUUCUGAGGAACCCAUUCAGUUUGAAGUUAUGGUGGCGCUACUUGGUGGCUCGAGCUGACUCCCCUUUCAAGAAGCGUUCCAUCAUCUAUGAACGUGCCUUGAAAGCUCUCCCUGGAAGCUACAAGCUCUGGCAUGCUUAUCUUCGUGAACGCCUCGAAGUAGUCCGCAAUCUUCCCGUCACUCACUCCCAAUACCAAACACUAAACAACACCUUCGAGCGGGCUCUAGUCAGUAUGCACAAGAUGCCCCGUAUUUGGAUAAUGUACUUGCAGACCUUAACAGAGCAGAAGCUGUUGACUCGGACUCGCCGCACCUUUGACCGUGCAUUGUGCGCUUUGCCGGUUACUCAGCACGAUCGGGUCUGGGCACCGUAUCUUUAUUUUGUCAGUCAGAAGGGGGUCCCGAUCGAGACAUCACUUCGGGUUUAUAGGCGGUACUUGAAGUACGACCCCUCUCAUAUCGAGGAUUUCAUUGAGUUCUUGCUGAACUCAGAGUUAUGGCAGGAGGCAUCAGAGAGGUUGGCUGGAGUAUUGAACGACGAUCGGUUCUAUUCAAUUAAGGGAAAGACAAAGCAUCGGCUGUGGUUGGAACUCUGUGACUUGCUGACUAAGCAUUCUACAGAGGUGUCAGGGAUGAAUGUGGAUGCAAUCAUCAGGGGAGGGAUUAGAAAGUUCACAGAUGAGGUUGGGAGUCUAUGGACGUCCUUGGCAGAUUAUUACAUCCAUAGAAAGUUGUACGAGAAGGCAAGAGAUGUAUUUGAAGAGGGGAUGACCACAGUAGUGACAGUGAGAGAUUUCAGUGUAAUUUUUGAUGUGUAUUCAAAGUUCGAGGAAAGUUUGCUGGCAUCAAAGAUGGAUCAGAUGAGUGAAAGUGAAGUGGAUGAUGAUGAUGAUGAGGGCAAUACUUUAAAAAGGGUGAAGGAGGAGGACGAGGAGGAUGAUCGACUAAGCAUCGUAAAACUGGAGAAAAAGCUUAAAAAUUUUUGGUUGAAUGAUGAUAAGGAUGUCGAUUUGAGGCUGGCAAGGCUAGAGUAUCUUAUGGAUAGAAGGCCAGAGCUUGCCAAUAGUGUGCUUUUAAGACAAAACCCACAUAACGUAGAACAAUGGCAUAGAAGGGUGAAACUUUUUGAAGGGAACCCGACGAGGCAGAUACUGACUUAUACAGAGGCGGUUAGAACAGUUGACCCAAUGAAGGCUGUAGGGAAGCCACAUACACUGUGGGUUGGAUUUGCUAAACUGUAUGAGAAGCACAAGGAUGUUGCUAAUGCUAGGGUGAUAUUUGACAAGGCGGUGCAGGUUAACUACAAGAGUGUGGACCAUCUUGCUGCUGUCUGGUGUGAAUGGGCUGAGAUGGAACUAAGGCACAAAAAUUUUAAACAAGCACUUGAGUUGAUGAGGCGUGCUACUGCAGAACCGUCUGUUGAGGUCAAAAGGAGAGUUGCUGCCGAUGGGAAUGAACCUGUACAGAUGAGAAUUCAUAAAUCGCUUAGGCUCUGGACAUUCUAUGUGGAUUUGGAAGAGAGCUUGGGUACAUUAGAGUCAACUAAGGCAGUUUAUGAAAGGAUUUUGGAUCUUAAGAUUGCGACGCCCCAAAUAAUAAUUAAUUACGCUAUGCUUCUGGAGGAUAAUAAAUUCUUUGAGGAAGCAUUUAAGGUUUAUGAGAGAGGUGUCAAGAUAUUCAAGUACCCACAUGUAAAGGACAUAUGGACUACAUAUCUUUCCAAGUUCGUGAAAAGAUAUGGAAAGUCAAAACUGGAACGAGCUCGCGAAUUGUUUGAGCAUGCUGUCGAAGUGGCACCUGCAGAUGCAGUAAAGCCAUUGUUUCUUCAAUACGCUAAACUGGAGGAAGACUAUGGUCUAGCCAAGAGGGCUAUGAUGGUAUAUAACCUAGCAACUAAAGCUGUUCCAGCUAAUGACAAGUUAAGCAUGUACGAAAUUUACAUAGCCCGUGCAGCUGAGAUAUUUGGUGUUCCUAAAACGAGGGAAAUCUAUGAGCAAGCAAUUCAUUCGGGACUUCCAGAUAAAGAUGUUAAAGCUAUGUGUCUGAAGUAUGCAGAGCUGGAGAAGAGUCUGGGAGAAAUUGAUCGUGCUCGUGUGCUGUACAAGUAUGCAUCUAACUACGCGGACCCUCGGUCCGACCCUGUCUUCUGGGAUAAAUGGAAUGAAUUUGAGGUGCAACAUGGAAAUGAGGACACCUUCCGUGAAAUGCUUCGUGUAAAGAGAAGUAUUUCUGCCAGCUUUAGUCAGACACACCACAUUCUUCCUGAACUCCUAAUGCAGAAGGAUCAGAUGCAGACACUUGAGGAAGCUAAGGAUGUUUUGAAACAGGCGGGAGUUGAUGAAGACCAGAUGGCGGCCAUAGAAAAGCAGCUUCUAGUGUCCUCCACCAAUAUCACCUCAAAUGAAACAACACCCAGGGAUAGGGGGGGUAGGGUGGUCGGAUUCGUGAGUGCGGGUGUUGAUUCCACUGAUGCACCUAAGAAUACUACUACUUCAAACAAGGAGGACAUCGAGCUUCCUGAGGAGAGUGAUUCGGAAGGAGAGGGGGGUGGUGAUGGGGAAGUUGAGAUUGCACAGAAAGAAGUGCCCGAUGCUGUGUUUGGUGGUUUAGCCCCCCAAAAGAGGAGAGAUGUCGAUGAGAAAGAUGAGGACAGCCAUCUUGUUGUUGGUGCACUGGAGAGAAUAAAGCGAAGGAGGCAGGGCGGCGGCUCCUAGGCAUUCAGGAUACUGGAUUGUUUGGGAACUGAUUUUACGUCAACGGGCUCUUACCUUUCAUUGCUCAGAUUUUAUUUCUCUUAUUCAUGUAUGCAUGUAUUUAUGUAUGUGGUAGUAGUAGUAGAAUUUGGGGUUGAAACUACUCUGAAGAGUGAAGUUGGCUGGUUUAAGUAACUUGGGCGAUCAAUAGUCAAUACAUACAUCCGCUUUCGUGUGCAAUAAAUAUGCACCAGAAUUUUAUUUAGUACUAUGGCUGAAAACUAUCCAUACUAAUCUAGAUUCGUCAUUCAAAUAGUUCGCGGGACCAUUUUCAGUCAGUUCAGGGAGUGGUUGUUGCCAACUACUAACAGCACUGGACCUGUGGACCAUUAUCCACUACAGACGCCAUUCUGUAUGGUACUAUGGUGUAUCUGAUUAUGUACAUUUUAUUUUUAAGUAAUGUCAUGUUAUAUACAAUAUUAAAAGCAUGUAAAUUUAAAUAUUUAAUACGUAA
Molecule: messenger RNA, 3581 nt
Organism: Cuscuta epithymum
Lineage: Eukaryota; Viridiplantae; Streptophyta; Magnoliopsida; Solanales; Convolvulaceae
Source: the annotation of a GenBank genome assembly